This is a messenger RNA of Trichomonas vaginalis G3, 1410 nucleotides long. RefSeq lists its product as uncharacterized. The coding region runs from base 1 to 1410 and encodes 469 amino acids. The record is from RefSeq and is a predicted model, not a curated record. The transcript has a single exon. Lineage: Eukaryota; Parabasalia; Trichomonadida; Trichomonadidae.
AUGCUUGGAGAUUUCAAAGAAUUCAAUAACAUCGAGGUUAAUAACUUUCAGGACGAAGACAUAUCAUAUGUUUCUGAUUUCCCAAUUACCCAUCAUUGCGGAUUUAUUUCAUUCCUUCCCAUUCUAAUUUUCAUUUUUUCAUUACUUUUAUGCGUAAUGGCUCCUUCUCCAGCCCAGCAAAUCAUUCAAUCCGAUAAAUUAUCAUUCGAUAAAGAUGUUAAAUUUUCCGCAAUCGAAAGCUACGUAUCAAAGGUUAAACCAAUGAGCGAAUACAUGAAAGUAUCAUUCAGAUUCGAUGAAGUAUUAAAUCGAUCUGUCACUGCAUCAGGAAAGGUUGCAAUCAAAUGCAAGAAAUACGGCAAAGUCGUUCACGAAUACAAUCAAGAUUUCAAAGAGCUAAAUUUGGUUGCUUCUCCUAUAAAUUGGUCGACUAAUUCGAUUGAAGUAUAUCACAACAGAAGGAUCGACUAUGAUUCGAUCAAUAUUAACUUUGUUUUCUACUCCGAAAAGCCAAUUACAGAAACAUUCACCCUUCUUUGGGAAUCCAGUGAUCCUAACUUUAUUCUCGUCUACGCGAUUACUAAGGUCAUGGCAUCGGCUUCUUUCCUUUGUUUCUUUGUCAUUUUCGUUGCAAAAAGCUUUACUUCACUCCACGCUACAACCAUCAGGAAAUUGAUAGCAGGACUAUUGUUCUUCUCGAUUUUCAUUUUUGAUCCGCUAUCUGUCAUUGAUCUUUUCCAGAUUUUCCCAUUCCAGCUUCCAACUAACUCUGUUCGCAUAUUAUACUUCGGAUACUUCAUGUUCUACACUAUCGCAAUCUUCUCAUUCAUUGGUUUCGAUAGAGAACAAGCUUCAGUACCAAGAAUGGCCGUAUCAAUCGUAAUCCCAGCCAUUUUGACAUCAAUUACGGCCGUAUUAGACUUACAAAAAAUAGAUACAUCUAAAGUAUCUAUUAUGAGCUACGAUUUAUCAACAGGAAACGAAUUUACAAUUUAUUAUCUAAUAAUCUACGCAGUUUACCUUAUUACGUUCAUUACUUCCAUUGUCCUUGCUAAAGUAUCAAUCACACCCAAGCUUGAAGACGAAGAAAGCAAGGAAGUCGAGCCACAUCCACAAACAGAUCGUUUUAACUACUACUGCGUUGCUACGAUGCCAUUUGCACUUGCAUUCUUUCCGUUCUACGUAUCACCACGAAAUAUCCCUUAUAUCCAUGGAACAACUGUCGAAUUGAUGCUCCCGAUUAUUCUCUCAAUCAUGUUCGGUCUUAUCAUGGAUCGCGCGCACACACCAACUGACGGACUCCAGUCUGGUUACGUCCAGGUCGGAGAUGAAGAAGUUGACGAAGAUAAUCCUAUUGGAAUCGAAGCUGACCCGAACACACUCACUAUUCCUGAUACAGAGGAACCAUAA